AUGUUGCCAACGAUCGAUCUUUUUGAUCAAAAAUUUUUAUCAAAUGCUCAUUUCAUCGAUCUCAUAAAAUCCCUCAAUUUACUCGGGGAUAUUAUCUUAAAUAUACCCACUCUCGCCGAUUCAUCUUCAAUAGAUAAAUUCCUUGAAACUCAUCCAAUAGAUUUAUAUUGGGUAAAUCCAAUUAAAGAACAAGAAUUCACUGAUAAUGAAACCAUCAUACGUUUAUUGAAUCAAGGAGCCGAAAAAAUUAUUAUCCCGUCUUCAAAUGUAUUAUCUUUGGAUUUUAGUUAUAUACCAGCAGAUAGAUUAGCUGUUAGUAUAAAUUUAGAUCAAUCAAAAGAUACUGAAGAAUUAAUUAAAAAAUUAACCGGGUCGGUUUCUGCAUAUUUAAUUAACGUAACAAUCAAUUCAACAAAAUCUCUUCCUGAAAAUUUAAUUCGAAAUUUAAGCGAUUUAACUAAAUUAGCACAAAAAAAUUUAUUACCAUCCGGAGGCCAAGUAAAAGUAGGAAUCAUUUUAUCGGAUGCAGUUAAUUGCAAUACUACACCUUCAAUCGAAAUAAUUAAACAAUUAUCGGGAAUUUCCGCGUGUUUAGUUGCAUCUAUUGAGAAACUUACACUUGAUCAUACAAACGAUGAAGAAUCGAUUAAUAUUUCAAAAUCAUUAACUUGCACUUUGAAAACAGAUCGCCCCGAUGAAUUAUUUACGACUAUUGUCGCGGAUGAGCGGGGUGAGGCAUUAGGAAUUGUGUAUUCUUCUGCCGAAAGUAUCCAAGAAGCGAUUAAAACUAGAACAGGUGUAUAUCAAAGUAGAAAGCGAGGUUUAUGGUAUAAGGGCGCUACUUCAGGAGCAAUUCAGGAAUUAGAAAAAAUUCAAGUUGAUUGCGAUUCUGAUUCGCUUAGAUUCAUCGUAAAGCAACAUGGACCAGGGUUUUGUCACUUGAAUGUUCGUACGUGUUUUGGUGUUAGUAAAGGAUUGGCUGCACUUGAGCAAACUCUUCAAAAUCGAAAGGAACUUGCACCUCUUGGCUCAUAUACAGCAAAAUUAUUUAAAAAUCCAGAUUUACUUCAUUCAAAGAUUAUGGAAGAAGCCGAUGAACUGUGUUCAGCCAAGACCAAGGACGAAAUUGCUUGGGAAGCAGCCGAUUUAAUAUAUUUUUCACUUGUGAAAUGUGUAGCAAACGGCGUUUCUUUAAAAGAUAUUGAGACGCAUUUGGAUAAGCGGUCAAAAAAAAUCACUCGUAGACCCGGAAAUGCUAAGCCCAAAUGGGAUGUUACAUCAACAAAGCGGAAUGAAUCACUAGCGAAGCCAGUACCCACUUCCUCAUCAACCGAAAGUGAAAUCAUUAAAAUGCAAAAAUUCAAUUUAUCAGAUAUAAGUGAUACACAAAGGAAAUCACUUCUUCAACGUCCCAUCAUUAAAUCUGAUGAUAUUAUGUCUCGAGUUCGUCCAAUUGUAGAAGAUGUUAGAAAAAGAGGUGACACUGCACUCGUUGAACUCACAGCAAAAUUUGAUGGUGUGAAACUUGAAUCUCCCGUAAUUUCGGCUCCUUUCCUUCCAGAGUCGAUGGCACUUGAUGAAUCCACACGUCUUGCUAUCGAUCAAGCGUACGAUAAUAUCUAUAAAUUUCAUGAUGCGCAAUAUGAUCGAUCUACUUUAGUCGUUGAGACGAUGCCAGGAGUGAUUUGUUCUCGAUUUAGUCGUCCAAUUGAACGCGUUGGAUUGUAUGUUCCUGGUGGAACAGCAAUCUUACCUUCCACAACACUCAUGUUGGGGAUUCCCGCUAAGGUUGCAGGGUGUAAACAAAUUAUUAUCGCGAGUCCACCACGAAAAGAUGGAACUGUUGUACCAGAAGUUUUAUAUGUUGCUCACAAAGUUGGGGCUUCAAAAGUAUUAUUGGCCGGUGGUGCUCAGGCUGUAGCAGCUCUUGCUUAUGGAACCGAAUCUAUCCCUAAAGUCGAUAAAAUAUGUGGACCUGGUAAUCAAUAUGUUACUGCUGCAAAAAUGUUGGUUCAAAAUGAUAGUUCUGCGAUGAUUUCUAUUGAUAUGCCAGCGGGACCUUCAGAAUUGUUGGUCAUAGCAGAUGAUACGAGUAAUCCAGCAUAUGUUGCUUCAGAUUUAUUAUCACAAGCAGAGCAUGGAGUGGAUUCUCAAGUGGUGUUGGUGGCGGUAUCACUUACACCUGACCAUCUGGCAAGAAUUGAACGUGAAAUUCACGUACAAGCAAGUGUGUUACCAAGAGUAAAUAUUGUUAGUCAAUCGAUUCCAAAAAGUUUUAUAUUACAAGUAAAUAGUUUGGAAGAGGCCAUGAAAUUUUCUAAUGAUUAUGCUCCUGAACAUUUAAUUUUGCAUUUGGAUGAGGCUGAAAAAUUACUUGAAAAGGUUGAGAAUGCUGGAAGUGUUUUUGUCGGAUCUUAUUCUCCGGAAAGUUGUGGAGAUUACGCAUCUGGUACAAAUCAUACAUUGCCUACAUAUGGAUACGCAAGAAUGUAUUCUGGAGUAAAUACUUUGACAUUCUUGAAACAUAUUACAUCUCAACAAUUAACUAAAGAAGGAUUACAAAAGUUGGGAACUACUGUAAUGAGAUUGGCAGAGGUUGAAGAAUUAGAAGCUCAUAGAAAUGCUGUUCAUGUUAGAGUCAAAGACAUUGAAGCUGAAAUGUGUCAAAAUAAGUAA
This is a messenger RNA of Funneliformis geosporum, 2676 nucleotides long. The record is from the annotation of a GenBank genome assembly. Lineage: Eukaryota; Fungi; Glomeromycota; Glomeromycetes; Glomerales; Glomeraceae.